Cercocebus atys (sooty mangabey) is the source of this 544-nucleotide messenger RNA. RefSeq names its product rab5 GDP/GTP exchange factor-like. Gene Ontology annotation, molecular function: small GTPase binding; guanyl-nucleotide exchange factor activity. Gene Ontology annotation, cellular component: endocytic vesicle; cytosol. The record is from RefSeq and is a predicted model, not a curated record. The transcript is spliced from 3 exons. NCBI's taxonomy places the organism in Eukaryota, Metazoa, Chordata, Mammalia, Primates, Cercopithecidae. The coding region runs from base 126 to 443 and encodes 105 amino acids. Gene Ontology annotation, biological process: vesicle-mediated transport.
AUCUCCUGACCUUGUGAUCGGCCUGCCUCGGCCUCCCAAAGUGCUGGAAUUCUAGGCGUGAGCCACCGCGCCCGGUGUACUUAGGCCUUUAUAGACGAGGGAUCAAUUUUAAUUCAACAAAUGGCAUGGAUAUGGAUAUCAUUGAAAUGGAUUCCAAGCGUGUGCCUCGAGACAAGUUGGCCUGCAUCACCAAGUGCAGCAAGCACAUCUUCAGUGCCAUCAAGAUCACCAAGAACGAGCCGGCGUCAGCAGAUGACUUCCUCCCCACCCUCAUCUACAUCGUUUUGAAGGGCAACCCCCCACGCCUUCAGUCUAAUAUCCAGUAUAUCACACGCUUCUGCAAUCCAAGCCGACUGAUGACUGGAGAGGAUGGCUACUAUUUCACCAAUCUGAGUUGCAAAACACGAAGCCAUUUCGAACCGAGACAGAUGGCAGCUAAAUGAAGUUUAAUUAAAGAAUGAGUGCUUUACAGCAGCAAAAGCCAAAAUUGACAAAUGGGAUCUCAUUAAACUAAAGAGCUUCUGCACAGCAAAAGAAACUACCA